CCGUCGGGGCCCCGCCGGAGCGUGGGGUUCACGUGCUGAAAAUUCGGGUGGUGGUCAGCUUUGUCACCAGCUUUAUUAAGGGAAAAAAAUUGAAAGUAGAGUGUGUCAGAGGACAGAGCAAGAGAACGUGCACUAUUUGAAGCAGAUCUGGAUCCACUCAAUCACCCGCACAUACACACCCACCACCCACAAACGCUCUCGAUAAGUUCAGAGGGAAGAGAGAAACUCAAGCUCUCAAAGCUGAGAGCUUUGCACUUCAGUAUCCACCCACAAAGCCAAAACGCAGCGUAGUAGUAGCAGCAGGAGGAGAAGCAAUUGAUGAUGAUGGGUUUUGUGCAGCUGCUGCUGCUGCUGCAACCACUGCAAGCAGCCUAGAAAGAAGGCGGUGGUCUGGCUUUUUCUGAACAAGUGAGUCUGUGAAUGCCCAUCUUGGUAAGAGGAGAGAGACGAUGAAUGGGGCUGGUCACCACUGAUCCCAUCGUCAGAAGAGAGAACCCAGCACCAGAUUUCAUGGGCAAAAGCCGUACUGUCAAGCACAGAUAGAUAGAUUGUUAGUCUUCGAUUUGAAUUUGGAAACAAGGUAGAGAGAGAGAAAGAAAGAAAGAAAGCAAACAAGGACAGAUAUAGAGAGAGAAAGAGAACGAGAGAGAGAAAAAGAACCACAAUCACAACCCCCACUCACUGAAAUCACAAAAGGGUUUUUCUCAGAUAAGUCUGUUUUGGAGGGUUGGAGUGGAGUCUACUGCUACUACCAACCCCCAUGGACGCUUAUGAAGCUACCAGGAUUGUCUUCUCCAGGAUCCAGAACUUGGACCCUGAAAAUGCCUCCAAAAUCAUGGGUCUCUUGCUGAUUCAAGAUCACGGUGAGAAGGAAAUGAUUCGCUUGGCGUUUGGCCCCGAAGCUCUGGUUCACUCCGUUAUUCUCAAGGCUAGGAAGGAGCUUGGGAUCUCAUCUAACACUCCUUCUACGCCUUCGACGCCCUCCUCUCCUUCUCCCUUUCUCUCUAACAACCCACUUUCUCAGUCCAGGCAAACGUCUUUCUCUUCUACCUCUUCGCGUCUUCUUGGUGCCGGAGGCCUAAAUCUUCCGUCUCCACUAGCAAUCCCGAACCCUUCGUCUUCAGCUUCCUCUUUUUCCGUUUUCAGCGAUUUUCAGCCUCAAGAUGAUUUGAUAAGUCCCAAUUCUGGUGCUAUUCCAUACACGAAUAGCAACGGAAUUAAUGGAGUAGCGGUUGGGUCGUCGUCUUCUGCCAUGAAUUCUUCUUCUUCUCCGUUCUAUGGAGGCAACGAUUUGAUAGAUGAGUUUCAGCUUCAGGACCAGCUCUCGUUUUUGAACGAUGGGUCACCGACUCUGGGCCCGAAGAACCCAGAUUUAUUCUACUCGCAGCAGGAGUUGGCUUCGAGCCCUGGCGGAGGAAGCGGCGGCGACGCCAUGGGUUUUCCUUCGUACGGAUGGGGAGCGGCAGCAAACGGCCUUCCCCACAGACGUAGUUGCAGCGUGAGCGACAUUUGCUUGGCCUCCGACGACCCGGCUUCUGGGUUUGGGUGGAAGCCGUGCCUCUACUUCGCUAGAGGCUACUGCAAGAACGGCACCAGUUGUAGGUUCCUUCACGGCGGCGACUCCGCCUCCGUAGUGGGUUCGGAGGGCGCAGCCAUGGUGGGGUCCCCCAGCAAAAUUGAGAUGAUGGAGCAGUGCCAUGAGCUACUCAGAUCCAAGUCUGCUCAGCAGCAAAGGUUGGCUGCUGCCUCUCAGAUCAUGGCUUCAGCUUCUUUUCCUUACUCAGCUAAAUGCAUGAACUUUCUUCUGCAGCAGCAGCAGACCGAUUCUCAGAGGGCUGCCGCAGCACUGAUGAUGGGCGAUGAUAUGCACAAGUUCGGGCGAUCUCGGCUCGAGAGGGGCGAAUUCAUGAAUGGUGGAGCGGGAAUGGUGAACCCGGGUUCGAGGCAGAUCUACUUGACUUUCCCAGCUGAUAGUACUUUUAGAGAGGAAGACGUGUCCAAUUACUUCAGCAUGUACGGUCCAGUUCAAGAUGUGAGGAUCCCAUAUCAGCAGAAGAGGAUGUUCGGGUUUGUAACCUUCGUUUAUCCAGAGACAGUGAAGCUCAUUUUGGCUAAAGGGAACCCUCAUUUUGUUUGUGAUGCUCGGGUUCUGGUUAAGCCCUAUAAGGAGAAGGGCAAAGUCCCGGACAAGUACAGGAAGCAGCAGCAACAGCAGCAGCAGGUGGAGAGAGGGGAGUUCUCAGCAUGUAGUACUCCUACUGGACUAGAUUCAAGAGACCCAUAUGAUCUCCAGCUGGGAGCUAGGAUGUUCUACAAUACUCAGGACAUGUUGUGGAGGAGGAAAUUGGAGGAGCAAGCUGAUUUGCAGCAAGCACUUGAGCUCCAAGGUCGAAGACUCAUGGGCCUGCAACUUCUUGAUGUGAAGAAGCAACAGCACCACCGUGCUCUUUCCACCGGGGCCCCCAUCCCCUCUCCUACCCACUCACCCAGCUUCUUCAAUCAGCCACUCAUUCUUCCUUCAGAUCGCAGCAGUCCAGAAGCUCCGGAAGAGAACUGUUCUAGCCCAGCAACUGCCAUUCCCGUGAAUGCUGUUGCUGCUGAGCAGCAGCAGCAGACAGUGACUACUGCUGCAGAGAAAGAGUUUACAGGAAUUGAUGAAAAUGGCAAUGGCAAUGGCAGUGGCAAGGAGAGCUCCCAUAAUGAAGACAGUGAUUUGCCAGAAAGCUUGGAGCACAACCUCCCCGAUAGUCCCUUUGCAUCUCCGACCAAAGGUGCCGGAGAAUACCUAUCUACCUUCUCCAAUGCCUCCAGCGAGGUUGAGAAGAACACCACCGUCUCAGGUUCUCCCGCUGUUAACGGUAACUUGAUCACCUCAUCUUUGCUUCCGGCCACUUCUACGCUUGACAUGGCUUCCUUCAAAUCGUGUUACUUCCAAAUGCCCAGGUUCUCCUCUGGUCAUGGGGCCAUUGGAAUGUAGGUUGGAUGCAGCGGGCCAAGGUGCUCGCUUGUGAUUAGCUUCCUAAGCUCAGGAAGAUUGAGAAGUAUAACCAAACGGAUCCCACAUCAGACACGGUCUGUAGAGAAUCACCAUCACCACCGCCCGACACCACCACCACCACCGCCAUUAUCAUCAAUACUAUACUACUUACUACCAUACAAAUGCAUACGUAAAAGGCAGUAAAGGAAGUGGGUCAGCCAUUUCUCUCUUUGUUGUACUAUUUCUAUCUCUCUCAUUUCUGUAGUAGAAGUUGGACCACAGGAAACAGAAACACAGAAAAUCAUAACAGUCAAUGUGUAGUAGUAACUCUUUGGGACUGUAAUUUCUCCCCCUUCCCUUUCACCAUUCAUGGCUUGCCCAUGAUAAAAGAAGAUACAAAAACCCACAUGUAGUCAUGUUAGUACGUGUUAUUAGGAGUAUCAAAAAAUCUUUGUACAGAAGAGAAGCAGAAGCAGAUGAUGAAGAAGAGGCAAAAGAGGUGAAAGGAAGUAUAACUACAAGACUGAUUUGAUACCCAUAAAGAGGAAUUGAAGUAAAAGGCCUGAAGGGAAGGGUGUGAAGGUAAGAGAGUCACAGCUCAGUUUCAGUGCAAAAAAAAUGGGAUUUUCUUCCAUUGUUAGUUGCUGUUUAUUGUUGGUGUUAUACACAGUAUCAACUAUUAGAAUUAUCAGACAGAAAGAUGGAAAAAAAAAAAAGGUUAAAAGAAAGCAAAAAAAAAAGAGUUUUUUUUUCCUUUUCUUUUUUUUUUUAAUCUGAUUUAUAGCUCUCUCGCUCGCUCUCCGACGAUGCCUUUAAUUUUAGAAGAAUUUGUCUCCUUGUUGCAGUUUUUUUUUCUCUUUUAUUGCCCUUGUAUCAUUUGUGGGGUCUCCCUCUCUUUCUUUUCUGCCUUUCAUGGAGGGGAAAGCAGAAGGGCCACAAUCACACACACACUGUCACAUGGGUGCUGACACUGCAUAUGGGUCCUCCAUAUUUAUCUAUUGCCAGGUUGUGUGGGCUCAAUCCACCAACACCCAUGUGAGUGAUGCCACUUUCUUCAUCUUCAA
Vitis riparia (riverbank grape) is the source of this 4041-nucleotide messenger RNA. Its product is annotated as zinc finger CCCH domain-containing protein 53-like. Gene Ontology annotation, molecular function: metal ion binding; RNA binding. The coding region runs from base 761 to 2977 and encodes 738 amino acids. Lineage: Eukaryota; Viridiplantae; Streptophyta; Magnoliopsida; Vitales; Vitaceae. The transcript is spliced from 10 exons. The record is from RefSeq and is a predicted model, not a curated record.